AUGAACGGGGUUUCAUUUACAGUGUCAGCUUCAGAUCUUUCCUCUACUCUUCUGUCGCAUCAGCUUAGAACGAACUCUAAACUGGUGCUCUCUCGUGGACGACGUCACAGAACGGAGUUUUGGAAAGAUGAUUAUCACUGUGCAAACUGGGCAGGCUGUCCUUUUAGGCUAUCGAUAAGGCACUAUAAGAAGCGCCCAGACGUUUAUGAACUCACUAUUCUGCAGCCACAUAUUCACAUAGCAACGCUUCUUCCAACGAAGAAACGCACCCUCUCUGAACUUGGGAAAAUAAUUACUGCAUAUAUGGACGCUAACAUCCCAGAAAUCCAAGAGUGUCUUCGAAAAGAAGUCCAGAAAGCACUAGAAACGACAGAUUUACUUACCACCAUGAUGCUGGAGAGCUUUCCCUCUACGAAAGUUGCUAUAGAAGACAUUGACAUAGAGUCUAUCCUACCCUCUAAACUUCUCAUUGCUAAGAGAAAGAACUACGCACAGAACAUAAAUAAAGACCUUUACGAGCAAUAA
Molecule: messenger RNA, 525 nt
Organism: Giardia duodenalis
Lineage: Eukaryota; Fornicata; Diplomonadida; Hexamitidae
Exons: 1
Coding region: 1-525 (174 amino acids)
Source: RefSeq, a predicted model, not a curated record